This is a messenger RNA of Paramisgurnus dabryanus, 5274 nucleotides long. The record is from RefSeq and is a predicted model, not a curated record. Lineage: Eukaryota; Metazoa; Chordata; Actinopteri; Cypriniformes; Cobitidae.
UUGCAGACACACACACAUACAUACCUCACACAGUGGCGCAACCAGAAGCCACACAUGCAGCUCACUCUCUCUCUUGCUCUCUUUCUUGCUCUCUCUCUCGUUCUUCUCUGAGAAUGGUCCACCCGGUGCCUGGGGCUCUGCUGUCGCGGCCUGCCGCCUGCAUCUGAUCUCACACACAUACACACGCACACACACAGUGAGACGGGCUCAUUAUUAAUCAUGAUGUGAGAGAUUUCAGAGCGGUAGGACCCAGUCAGGCACCCUGGGACUGCACAGGGGCGUGUGUGAGGGAGCGUAACUGUCUGCCAGAGAGAAAAAAGGCAAGAGAGAUGUUGACGCAGGUUUUCGCUUCUGUCCGACUGCGUCACUCUUCCCUUCAGUCAUGUGGGUACUAAAUAUUGCGCCCUCUCUUGCGUCUGCCGCUGCUUGGACCUGCUUAUAGUAUCAGCCACAGCUUUCUGCCCGCUUGCUGCACCACAACAGUAAAAAAAAACUCCCUGUGAAACCCUAAAGUCCUGCUAGUGACCCUAAACCACCCCGACCGCUCGAAAAGCAAAAGUGUGCACUGUUCAACCGGCCAACCGGAGCCUGAGGAUUUUUUGCUUUUGGAUCAAUUACUGCACUUUUCCUAACAACAGCAUUCUUGUUGCUCUGACCUGACGUGCAUUUCCAAGAAGAAGUGGAGUUAAAUGAUCUAAGAACAAGAGCGAUAUUUCAAGAAGGACAAACUCUGUCUUUGACAAACAUAUAAACACACAGUAGAUUGGGAUUUUAAGGAGUUGAAGAUCGCUGAAGCGUGCCGGCCCUGCUGUCGACAUGGCAAUGAACAUGGCUCACAUGCGGGACACGAAAUGGUUGACGCUGGAGGUGUGUCGAGAGUUUCAGAGGGGGACGUGCUCUCGCUCUGAUGUCGAGUGCAAGUUCGCUCAUCCCGCCAAGAGCUGCCAGGUGGAGAACGGACGAGUCAUCGCUUGCUUUGAUUCGCUGAAGGGACGUUGUUCCAGAGAGAACUGUAAGUACUUGCACCCUCCUCCUCACCUGAAGACACAGCUGGAGAUAAAUGGUCGUAAUAAUCUGAUCCAGCAGAAGAACAUGGCAAUGCUCGCUCAGCAGAUGCAACUAGCCAAUGCCAUCAUGCCUGGAAGUCAGCUUCAGCCAAUGCCUAUGUUUUCGGUCACGCCAAGCCUCGCAACCAACGCCAGCGCAGCUGCUGCUGCAGCCGCUGCGGCCGCAUUUAAUCCAUACCUGGGUCCGAUGUCACCUGGCCUGAUGCCUGCAGAGAUUCUACCCAGCGGACCCAUGUUGAUGGCGGGCAGUCCCGGGGUCGCAUCCGUGCCCUCUGGCUCCAACGCCGCAUCUGCCGCUCAGAAACUCCUUCGAACAGACCGCCUGGAGGUGUGUCGUGAAUACCAGCGUGGUAAUUGCUCUCGCGGGGAGACGGACUGCAGGUUUGCCCACCCUGCUGACAGCACAAUGAUCGAUCCCGGUGAUAACACGGUGACCGUCUGUAUGGAUUACAUAAAGGGUCGCUGCUCCAGAGACAAGUGCAAAUACUUUCAUCCUCCCGCACACCUGCAGGCCAAAAUCAAAGCCACCCAGCACCAGGUGAACCAGGCCACGGCCGCUGCGGCAAUGACUCAGUCGGCUGUCAAAUCACUGAAGCGACCCCUCGAAGCCACCUUUGACCUGGGAAUUCCUCAUAGCGUCAUGCCGCCUUUACCAAAGCGACCUGCGCUUGAGAAAGCCAACGGCGCCACUAGCAUGUUCAGUACUGGCAUGCUUCAGUACCAACAAGCUCUGGCCAACAUGCAGUUUCAGCAGCAGGCUGCCUUUUUCCCAUCAGGCUCAAUAUUGUGCAUGACCCCUGCAGCGAGCAUGGAUGGAAUUUUUUAUCUGGUUCCACACAAAGUAACAGAAAAUAUGACUAAAGUUCCCAUGAUGCACGGCGCUUCCCCGGCCGCUGUGUCUGCAGCGUCCACAUCUGCCACAAGUGUUCCCUUCGCAUCUGCAUCAGCCAAUCAGUAUUUUGAGGACUCUUCUCUAUCAAAGCUGACUACCAACGAAUACAUGCAGUUGAUUCCAAUAAUAUCUGCAGAGCAUCUGACUAGUCACAAGUACUUGACACAGAUGUAGUCCCAAUCCAACAAUCAAGGGAAUGUGCUGUUCCUGUCAAAUGUCAACCAGCCAAAAUUCAAAAUAUUAACACCCCGGACAAGUUCAGCUUUGAAGAUUACAAUUUGGUCAUAUUUGAGGUUGAUUGUAGACUUUAACAACACAGGGUGAAACUGUGUCGCUCUGUGUGAUGUGUACAACUCAGAUUAACUACAAUACAUCAAUAUGUUAGAUGAUUUAAAACUUUUACUCUCAACUGGAGAAUUAUUAGAAAAAGUUGUUUUUUUUAUCACGUCUGACCCAACACAGUUUUGGCAUGUUUGUAGACCAAGAGAUUUUUUUAAUUUUUUUGUGAUUUAUGAUUUGUUUUCUGCCAAAUUUAUCUGAAGGUUUACAAAGAUAGUAAAAUAAUUAUGAAUAUGGCACAAAUCAUCCAUUGAAAUAUCUCAAUGUAUGUUAUCUCGAUCUCAUCUUCUGGCUUCUAGUCAAACUAGAUUGUAAACACAGAGUCAGGAUCGGACAUGACGGAUGAAUGUCUAGGGUAGAAACCGAUCACCUAAAACUUUUCAAAAGCACAUUCUGGCGAUAACCACGAUCUGAAUACCAUACGCCAAACCUAGAGUGUUAUAUCAACAGUGUUAUUAUGUUUACUAGAGAUUCAUGUUUUUUACAGCGCUUGUUUUUAUACAUAAUUUCACGACGUGUGUGGGUUUUUUAUGAAACAUGCCAUUUGGAUUUAGUUUGUUGAUCAUCCGUUAGGCCUUGCAGAACUCUGAAGCCUUUUUUGACUCCUACGAGAACAGGGUCGCCUUGUUCCUAAUGCCCUGUUUCUUUCAAUUGCCUUGAUAGACAGAAUGUGAAACGGAGAAAUCGAAUCGAUAGUCACCGAGUGUCUUUAGGAGGUCGAGGUAGACUCGACAUCCCGCUUAGGCUUGAAAUGGAGCGACAGCGCUCAAGUCUUCACGAUCGAGCGUGAGGACUCUAAAACUGAUGCUGGAGAAAGCGCUGCUUGUUUGAGAUUGUGAGCUUGUGUAGGUACAUGAAAAGACGAGGUUAGCGAUGGGUCAGGGUUUAUCUUCAGUUCUCAUGUUUGUUGAUUUUGAUUUGUUACUUUUUGGACUUAAUCUAAGACAACGUCAUUUAGUGGCUGUAUAACAGAGUAUAAAAUGAGACGUUUUUACUAUUAAGUUGUGCCAAAGUUUUUAUUUUAUUUAAAUGCGUUUUUAAUGGGUAUGUGAUUAUGAAAGGUGAAUCAUUUGUAUAGCCUGAUUUUACAUACAAAGCUGCUUGUGUACGCUGGCCAAAGGCAGAUCCAGUAAACCAGGAGACAGAUCAUUCACAUUAAUGUUCACAGAUGUGUUCACAACCAGACAAAAAAGUUUUUCAGCUCGGCUGACUGCUAAUUCAAGAUCACUUGAGUCUGGAUUACAGGUUUGGUUUUAGGUGCACAGAUUCAUAAAGAUGCACAGCAUUGCAGUUUUCUCACUAAAGCCUUAUAUUUCAGUGUUUGAACCCACACAGACAUUCAAUCACAAACCCAAAAUGACAUCUUAUAUUUUAUUGACUUUAUUAAUCAUGUUACACUUAACGUUCACUCUUUUAUUUCAAAUCUUUUUUUUUAGAAAUUUAUUGUGUUAUUGUUUGCAUAUAAAGUUGUGAAAUUCAUUUUUUGUAUUUGACAAUGUUGUCAUCGAGCUGUUUUAGACUGUAGGAAAUGAAAUAUUUCUUCUUACCGUCACUUCUUUUACAUCAUGUUAAGUUCAUGUUUAGUUAGUAGUGUUGUAUACUUAAUCCUUCAUGUUAUAUUUCAUAGUAGACUGUUUGAAAUUUCAGAUUUAAGGUUUUGAAUUUGUUGAACAAAAUGUUUUCUUUCAUGUUGUCUUAAAAAAAAUGAGUGAAAAGAGAGAAAGAAAAACGUAACGUAAGAAAUAAGAAUUGUACUAAAGGAAGUUAUUUUCUACUGUAUCAUUUCAGAAUUUUAAAUCGUGUUGUGAUAUUUAAAAAAGAAAAGACAGAAAAAGUAAAAAAACAUCCCUCAAUAUCAGGCCAAACAAGAGCAGCAACAUUUCUGAAUAUUUAAAUCUAUAAAAACAGAUGGGUUUGUCCUCUGGAUGUAAAUGAAAGAGAGAGAGAGAGAGCCAUAACUUAAGGGACGAAGGUUGACUUUUUGCACUUCUUGUACAUAGUCAAUAUAAAGAAAAGAAAAUGAACAUGUAUAAUAUUGAGAUCUUAUUUUGAAUAAUAAAAGAUUGUAUAACUAUGAGAACAUUUUCUUAGGAUAAUUUAAGAAUUAGAGUAAUAGUCCAGCUAACAAAUAACGCUUGCAGAAAUGGCACGCAGCUGUUUUAUUAUAAUUUUCGGCCAAUCACAGUACAGAUAAUAAAGCUCAGUGUUGACUGCACAAUGAGAUUCAUCAGAAUUGACCGUACACAACGUAUGUCUCUACAUAGUUUCCACUGUGAGAAAUCGACUUUGGUUUAUCUUCAAAAACACAGUAUUUGUCAUAUGAUGGACAGAAGUAACUGCAUGAAGAAGAAAAAUCGUAAUUUUCAUCAUAGAUAAGUAGCUAAGUUCAUUUCUCACAGUAUCGUAACUAUCAUUGUCACAGCGUAGUGUAUAUCAAGUUAUAAACAGUAAAUAUCUCAAUACAUUGACUGAUCCGAGUAUAGCAGCAGUGAAAACAAUAGGAUUAUAAAAUCAGCUCGAGAUGUUAAGAAAAGACGUCCACAUAACUCACAGCACACACAUGAAAGAGUUGCUUUGUGCCUUCAGCAGGGAAAGGACACAAAGCACAGAGGAAAAAAACUAAAUGAAUGUACCUGUCAAAUCCUCCAGCACUGAGGUCAGCGUUUCACUCAUUUCAGGUUGCUGCACAAUAGCUAUGAAACCAAAGCAUCACUUUUCCAAAACUAAACUCAAUGCCUGAAAGCUGUCAGUUGUGUUCCAGUUAAACCACACAGGUGAUCUUACCUGCUGAAAGCACCUGCUCGAUGCUUAACAUCCUCCAUGAAUCUUACACCUCACCUUUGCUUAUAGUUGCUGUAAGAUAUUGUGCUGCAUUCUGAAAGACUUCUUGUUUUAUGCACAUUUAUUAUUGUUAGAGUCGACUCUUACUGUUAUGAGUAAAACUAAACUUAAUAAAACACAAAUGGAUUUGAUCAA